Messenger RNA from Amyelois transitella, 7493 nucleotides. It is a transcript of the gene clu, whose product is annotated as clustered mitochondria protein homolog. Bases 314 to 5134 code for a protein of 1606 amino acids. Gene Ontology annotation, biological process: intracellular distribution of mitochondria. The record is from RefSeq and is a predicted model, not a curated record. Gene Ontology annotation, cellular component: cytoplasm. NCBI's taxonomy places the organism in Eukaryota, Metazoa, Arthropoda, Insecta, Lepidoptera, Pyralidae. The transcript is spliced from 24 exons. Gene Ontology annotation, molecular function: mRNA binding; protein binding.
AGAUGUCGCUACAACACGGAAAUAAAUUAGCUAAUUUGCUAUCGGCCAAAAAUUGUACCUAAAUAAUUUCCAAAUAAAUAUACGAAAAUUUUGAAUAAACCAUAUAUACCUUAAAUUUGUCGAGCAAAGAUCUUUUUCUUCCCGUUUUAAACAUAAAUUUAAAUUGUCUCUUUUCUUGUGUGGACUUCGUCCUCAAUAUUCGAAAUUGAACCUUAUUUCUACUGCAUGUGCUCUUUCAGCUGAGUUGAGUGAGCUAAGUGUGGAGCCGUGCUCGUCGCGGUCAGUCGUUAGCGGAUUGAUCCCUCGUGUUGUGAUGGCUCUUGGUAGUGAAGUGAAUGAUAGCUCUCCAAAAAAUGCUCCGCAAAAAGUGAAAAAAUGUCCAAUAAGCAGUAAUGGGAGCGACAAAAGUGUAAACGAAAAUGUUGCAAAAGUGGAGAAACAAGAAAAGCAACCUCCAAAAAUGAAAAAGGAAGUAAGCGUGAAAGUGUCUUGCAGCAAUGGUCAUGCAAGUACACCAAACGGCCGCGGCGAUGAUGAGGGCGGUGGUGGAAAUGCGAGUGCAACGCGUGUUUCUUAUGCAGCCGCUGCGCGCAAGCCUGCCUCCCCGCAGACCAAUAACAUAACAGCGCCUUUUCUCAUAAAUUCAGAUUCUCAAAAAGGCAAAACUAACGAUAAGUCAUCACAUAGAAAAUCCGGUAACAUUGCAAAAGCAAACGGAGAUGCAUUACCCAGCGAUCCAAAUAAAAAAGCAAGUUCAGGUACCAAAGAAACAAUAGUGAAUGGCACGGAAAGUACAAGUGAGAAUAUUCUUAACGGCGACCCAAAAAAAGAUGCAGUUUGUGAUAUUAGUAGUAGUGAUAAUACUAAAAUAGUUACUAAUGGAAUUAACAGUGAUUCAGAUGAAACUAAAUCAACUAAGUCUGAUGAAGGGAGUGAUGUAGCAUUAUCACCCGUUUGCCCAGUUAAGGUUUCUGAAAAUAAAGUGUCGGAUAAGAAAAAAGAAAACAAAAAGGGUAAAACGACUGAUAAAAAUAAUGAUACCGAGAAGAAGGAACCUGUUAUAAAUAAGGCUAUUGAAACUAAAAAAGAGGAUGAUAAAUCGAACAAUGUUGAAAAUGUGACUGAUAAAGUUAAUGGCGAAAGCAAUAAAAUACUUAAUGGAGAGAAGGAUAGGGAAUCAACCCCUAGUGAAGAUGGCGAUGAUAAGAAACGAGACGCUGAAGUGGUCUUUAUACAAGACAUGGGUUUUACUGUCAAAAUUGUUAGUCCUGGAGCGGAGCCUCUGGACAUUCAGGUGUCGAGUAUGGAACUCGUCCAGGAAAUACACCAGGUUUUGAUGGACCGCGAGGACACAUGUCACAGGACUUGCUUCUCGUUACAAUUGGACGGCGUCACUCUGGAUAACUUUGCAGAGUUGAAGAACAUCGAGGGCUUGAAGGAGGGUUCAGUGAUUAAGGUUGUCGAAGAACCUUAUACUAUGCGCGAAGCUAGGAUCCACGUGCGUCAUGUUCGCGACCUAUUGAAGUCCAUCGAUUACACAGACGCAUACGCUGGCCAGGAGUGCAGUUCUCUUGCCUUCCUCAAUGUUAUCACGCAGGGUGAUAUCUUAGAGAAGAAGAAAUCACGCCCGGAAAGUGUGGACUGCACUCCCCCGGACUACAUUAUGCCGGGAAGCACUGAGCGACCUCUGCUACCCUUGCAUCCCGGAUUAACCAAGGAGAACAAAGCACCACAAUGCCUGAAGGUUUUAACAACAUCGGGCUGGAACCCACCUCCUGGGCCGCGAAAGAUGUGUGGUGACCUGCUUUACUUGCAUGUUAUCACUCUCGAAGACAGACAUUUCCACAUCACAGCCUGCCCCAGAGGAUUCUACCUUAAUCAGUCUUCCGAAGAAGUAUUCAACCCUCGUCCAUCAAAUCCGUCCCUGCUCUGCCACUCUCUGAUCGAGCUUCUCAGUAUAGUUUCGCCGGCGUUCAAGAGGAAUUUCGCGCUGGUACAAAAGAAGCGUAUGCAAAAACAUCCGUUCGAGAGAGUCGCCACACCGUACCAAGUUUACCAGUGGGCAUCGCCGGUGCUUGAUCAUACUGUGGAUGCGAUUCGUGCCGAAGACACGUUUUCAUCGAAGUUGGGCUACGAAGAGCACAUCCCAGGACAGACGCGCGACUGGAACGAGGAGCUGCAGACCACUCGCGAGCUACCACGCGCCACACUGCCGGAACGUUUGCUGAGAGAACGAGCUAUCUUCAAGGUGCAUAGCGACUUCGUAGCAGCGGCUACCCGCGGCGCCAUGGCGGUCGUGGACGGCAACGUGAUGGCGAUCAAUCCCGGGGAAGAGCCAAAGAUGCAGAUGUUCAUAUGGAACAACAUAUUCUUUUCGCUCGGGUUCGACGUACGCGACCAUUACAAGGACCUCGGCGGUGAUGCUGCUGCGUUUGUGGCCCCCCGUAACGACCUGCAAGGCGUGCGUGUAUACAGCGCGGUGGACACCCAGGGUCUGCACACCCUGGGCACGGUGGUGGUGGACUACCGCGGGUACCGGGUCACGGCGCAGUCCAUCAUCCCCGGGAUCCUGGAGAAGGAGCAGGAGCAAAGUGUGGUCUAUGGCAGCAUCGACUUUGGAACUACGGUGCUUUCGCAUCCCAAAUAUAUGGAGUUGCUCAGCAAAGCCGGCCAGCAACUGAAGAUUAUGCCCCACUCUGUAAUCAGUGCGAAUGGCGAAACGAUAGAGCUAUGCUCCAGUGUCGAAUGCAAGGGAAUCAUAGGGAACGAUGGCCGCCAUUACAUUCUCGACCUGUUGAGGACUUUCCCGCCUGAUGUCAACUUCUUGCAAUUGGAAGACGACGAAUUGAGAGAGGACAUAAAAUCGAUGGGAUUCCCUAUUAUACAUAAGCACAAACUCUGCUGCCUUAGACAGGAAUUAGUUGAUAGUUUUGUUGAGGCUCGUUACUUUAUGUUUAUCCGAUAUGCCGCGUUCCACUUACAGCAGUUAAGUGCGAAGAGACAGAAAGAUACUGAACAAAAGUCAAUUGAAGCGAACAAAGAAAACACUGAAAAGAAACCUACUCCUGAAUCAGAGAAGAGUAAGCGAGACAACAAAAGUCAAGAAAAGGAGAUAAAGGACAAGAAACAAAAGAAAGAGAAAGAAAGUGCCAAAAAAGAAGAAAUAAAAAUUGAUGAUAAAGAUGAGAAGGAGGAGAAAGCCAAAGAUGAUGAAUUGUUAUUGAAUGAAAAUUAUUCGGAAAUCGAUACAGAUGUUGCCAAAAAGAUUGUUGAGAGUAUUACAGACUCGAUCUGCAGUGGGGAUAAGCAAGAGAGCGAUACGGGUGAGCGUUCAAGAGCUGUAGUAGCAGCCGCGGCUCGUGCAGUCGCUUCGCUCAAGGAGUCUGAAUUCGAUGUCCGCUUCAACCCCGAUGUUUAUUCUGCGGGCAUCAAGCACGCGGCCACGCCGGAACAACUUGCCAAACAACGCCAUCUGGUGAAGGAAGCCGCAGCUUUCCUGCUUACCACCCAGAUACCCGCAUUUGUUCGCGAAUGCCUCGAGCACACGUCUACCCCAAUGGAUGGCGCUGGGCUGACUGAAGCACUCCACGCUCGCGGUAUCAACAUCCGAUACUUGGGCAGAGUGGCGGCAGCAUUGAAGCCUCAUCCACACCUCGCCUACCUUCACGCCAUCGCUGUGGGCGAACUAGUGCUGCGAGCGGCUAAGCAUAUCCACACUGCGUAUCUACAGGGGUGCGAGGCCAUGUGCACCGGCGCGGCCGUGGCCCACUUCCUCAACUGCCUGCUGGGCGCGUGCGCCAGCAUCCAGCCGGGCGCGGGCGAGGCGCCGGUGUGCGCGCGCUCGGGCCGCGGCGCCCGCUCGCGGCGCGCGCGGCGGCACCACCAGCCGGCGCCGCCGCCGCCCUCCGACUGGCAGAACUUGACGCACAAGUCGCUGUUUUCGCAGAUACGGCAAGAGCUCAAGGCAUAUUGGGGUUAUGAACUUAACGCUGAAAACAUGGAUGUUGUUAUAGAGAAAAAUGGUCUUCAGAAAAUAUCAUUGCUCAGGUCCUUUGCUCUAAAAGUGGGCUUGCAGCUAAUGUUACGCGAAUACGAUUUUGACAACAAGAGCAAGCCAACUUUCACUGGAUCUGAUAUCAUGAAUAUUUUCCCAGUUGUGAAACAUAUCAAUCCUAGGGCAUCAGACGCUUACAACUUCUACACAACGGGCCAGAAUAAAAUUCAAGCUGGUGCCGUGAAUGAAGGCCACGAAAUGAUCGCCGAAGCUUUGAAUCUUCUCAACAAUGUAUACGGCGCUAUGCACGGAGAAAUUGCUCAAUGUCUCCGCAUGGUGGCGCGACUGUGCUAUGUGACCGGGGAACAUAGGGAUGCCAUGGCUUAUCAGCAGAAAGCUGUCCUGAUGUCCGAGAGGGUCAACGGCAUUGAUCAUCCGUAUACUAUUACUGAAUACUCCCACCUCGCAUUAUACUGUUUUGCGAACGGUCAAGUGAGUACGGCGUUGAAACUCCUGUAUCGCGCGCGGUACCUCGCGUUGCUUGUUUGCGGCGAGAACCACCCAGAGAUGGCGCUGUUAGAUAGCAACAUCGCGCUUAUUCUCCACGCGGUCGGCGAGUUCGAACUCUCUCUUCGUUUCGCUGAGAAAGCGUUAUCAGUGACAGCGGCGUCUCACGGACCGCGCUCACUAAAGGCGGCGGUGGCGCGCCAUCUGUUGGCGAGAACUCUGUCUUGUUUGGGAGACUUCAGAGCCGCGUUGCAGCACGAGAAGGAGACGUACUCUAUUUACAAGCAGCUACUGGGCGAACAACACGAGAAGACACGCGAAUCGUCGGAGUGCCUGCGCCACCUGACGCAGCAAGCCGUGGUGCUGCAGAAGCGGCUCGCCGAAGCGUACGGGCGCGCGCCGCACGCGCCGCCCGCGCCGCCGCCGCUGCACAUCCAGCCGCCCGCCAUGGCCUCCGUCAUUGACAUGCUCAACCUCAUCAACGGCAUCCUCUUUGUUCAGAUCAGUCGUCAUGACAUUGAGCAGUUCAAGGCGGAAAUCGAAAAAAGGCAAUUGAAAGACUUACCACUCCCCGAGGUACUCAGCGAGUUAUGCCUGAAGGAAGGAGAAGGUUCCCAGGCGGCGGACAGUUGAGGACCAGGCUCCUUCAAAGACGAGGGUCGGAAGGACUAAACCUCUGUGUGACGUCACAGGAUUUAUGCUCCAUGGGCGCGACCCAAACGGAACGUAGUGGCAGCCAUAAAACAAUUCCCGAUAACCAUAUAAAUCGAUUGGCUCGUUUUACGUAGGUAUUUCAAUCGAGACUCAUUAUACACUUUAUCAGUAGUAUUGAGACGUUUACUAUCAAAUUGGCCAGUUUUCGGAUCCAUAAAUCCUGCUGACGUUAUUGAAAGAGAUUUAUGUUAUAGUGUGAGGCAUCGUAGCGCAAAUUUGUUUGUGAAAUUUUGAAUCAUUUUGUGUCGGAUGUUUAAAUAAAUUAUCAUGCCAAUUGUUUUUUAUAACAUGUUAUUUUCAAUUUUUUUUAAUUAUGCCGUAAACUAAUAAUGUUUGAUACAUUAUUGGGUAAAAUGAAUUAAUUGCGUGUUGAAAAUAGCACCUACCAGAAUUACCAAUAUUUUCCGACGAUUGUUUUAUUAUUAUAAGUGUUGUCGUGGGUUUGCGAUACGGUGCCACUUACACCCAGUACAUUGUUACUAUUAUAAUUAUUGAUUGAUGAUAUUGUUCCUUAUCUAUGAAUGUAUGCUGUAGUGAUAGUGUGCUAAGGUUUGAUGUAGAUUUUUUUGUUAGUCAAAUUUUGAGGAUAUUAUUUUGAUCAAAUAAUUAAGUGUUUAAAUUUAAUGAAUUCUUGCAGUGCAAUAGAUUUUAUUUAUGCAUGUGCAUAUAUUGCUAUAUUCCGCUCAAAUCACGCAGACGUAGGUUUAAUUUUAUGCUUCCGUUUCGAAUUCACAAUUUUACGGACAUCCAAAGUAGUGCAAUGACUUUGUAGUGAUAAUAGCAAUAAGUUUUGGUUGUGAACCCGAACGCGUACUGGCGUACUGGUGCUACUGCCAACUCCUACGUGUAAUGAUUUUAUGAAUUGUUAGUGUCGAGUAUUAUUUUCUUUUUUUUAGGGCGGGAGUAUAAUGUUGAAUACCCAUAGACUUAGAUAUUCAGUUAUAUUGUGAUUGAAAUGUAACAGGAUUUGGAAGUUGAACUCGCUUUAUUAUCUGCGUAACUUAUAAAAUACAAUAUCGAGUCUGUAUCUGUGAACACUGCCUCUAUUGUUACUUUAGUUUCUGGUUUUAGUGUUAGUGCCAUAUAAAGUAGUGAUUGUAAGUUCUUUUUUAUGUAAUAUUUCUGUUAGACUGUGAUAUGUAAUGUUUUAUCAAUUAAUCAUCGAGUCACUUGCCUUGUCUGUGCGAUAGACCUUUUACCUGGUAAAAUAUAAAUGCUAUAAAAUCCGUUAUUAAUAAAAUAUUAUAGCGAUAACUUCUCACUGUCAUAGCAUGCUUAUUGUAAAUAUUACAUGUUCUUGUUCUCUGACAAUAAUGUUGUUAUGAUUCCUGACAGGCAUGUUAGGAAUGCAUUUCUUCUGAAGCAGACGUCAGCGAAAUUUAAGCUCAAAGUUUUAUUUUAUUUAUUUGUUUAACUCCUGAGUGCAGGCCACUUGCUAAACUAAUGGAAACACGCUCAUAUUAAUCGGAAUUGAUCCACAAAUUUUAGCACAAAUUUAUUUUAUAUUUAAAGAAUUUUAUUUUCUUUUAUAGUGCUUAUGUAUCUACAGAAUGAAUGGUAUGUGCAGCGAGCAAUUCAUAACACUAGUCAAUGAAGCAUCAGAUGUAAAAUAGAGAUACGAAAUACAUUAUAUUGUUAAUAUUUUGCUUUUUACCGAUGUUUAUCUGUAAGUACUGUUGUAAAUUAAUGUUUCACACUUUAUCCUAUCGGAUUUGGCUUUAUCCUUGGCUCUGCUUCUAUGCUGAAUGUAUCUCUGGCUGAAUUUGAACCGGAUAAAUGUGCCUUAAACUGCGUUUGUCUACGAUGUUUGCGUAAAAUGGAUCGGUUUCAUGGAAAUAGUUUGUUAGCAAUAAGCAUUACUGUUCAAACAGAGGUCUAUUGAGAUCGUAGGUGAAGUCGGUGGCCAAUCACGGCGGUGUUUUGGAAAGCUUAUCGUUUAAUAUUAAGAUGGGACAACGUGAUUUUUAUGAUGGAUUUGCAUUGUACCACUAGUUACGUCUCUACUACUUUGUAUUAAGUAGUAGUCUUAAAUUCUUGCUUGCUUACCCAGUUACUUAAGCAGGCUUUAUUAAAAUGUAUCAAAAACUUGUACUUCUGUGAGACGCAACUAGUGCAGCAUUGUCCAUAAUCCAUAAGCCGUCAAGUAAGCAUGUUGGAUGAAGUAUGUGCCUAAGCAAACAAUAAUCAUGUUGUUGUUGUUACAUUUCUUUAACAAUAUGACGACCAUGUAAAUACGGCUCUGUUCGUAAUAUACUAAUAAAAUCGUUUUUAAAAUCUU